UGCUUAGUGCUUUGUGUGAGAGCUUGGCCUAAUCGAGCAACCGUAAAUCUUUAGGCCUUUAGGGUUCAAUUCAGAUCAUAACAAAUAUCACGUAGAUCCCAGAAUCUACGUGGUUUUAUACUACAUUAUACAAAAUAGUUACUAGUUGCCCCUCGUGUACCGUGGGACCCAGCACGUACUGUACUGCAACUGUACACCGUACAAUCAAGCUUAUACAGAGUGCAACUCCAUCUAGUGAACAAAAAAAUUAAAACUGGCGUUUCUUGAAUAUAAAUCUGCUAUGGCCCCUGCGGUCCCCGCCCGACCUGCCUGGUUGGGCCUACCUAAUUAUUGUUGGGAGGACCCACCUAAUUGAACAGUUUUUGUUAAUUGAUGGAACCUGAGGAGUGAUUUUUUAGUCUAGUUGAACCAACAAGAAAAUUCCUACUGUAUCUAAACCCUUCUCUCCGUUAUGCAUAUAAUGGAACUAAAGUAUGAAUGGAUGAAUGAAUGAGUGAGUGAAUUAAGCGACCAGCGCCAUCGAGUCGCCACCCCUUUCAUGGGACUAAAACACUUUCAGUUAUUUUCAUUUUUAUAACUUUUCUACAAAAUGGAGACGAAACUACUUUUAGAUUGUACCAAGCGGAUGCCAGAACAAGAUGAAAGUUGGCUACCGGCUGGCUGGCUGAACAACACCUGUUUAAGUAAACAAUCCAGAUCUGGUGUUGUGGACUGGCUGAUUCAGGUUCAACAAUAUCUGGGUUUGGCUGACACCUGUCUCCAUGCUGCUGUUGCCACCAUGGACCUUGCUCUCUACACCGUAGACUGGGACCCUGAGGAGGUUCAACUCCUUGCCCUCGCCUCUCUUCAGCUAGCUGCUAAGAUGGAAGAGGACACGCCCCCCGGCCCCGCCCUUUUCCUACCACUAGCAGGGGAUAUCUAUGCCAAGGAAGAUUUGGCUAGAAUCGAAAUGGAGCUCUUGCAGGCUUUGAACUGGAAGAUUAGACAGACUACAGCUUCUGUAUUCCUUCACUUCUACUCUGACCUAUGUGGGAAAGGUUUAAAACCUUUGUUUAGGAUGGCUCGAGCUAUCCUAGACUUAUGCCUACUCCAGGACUGGUAUGGGUGCGAGAAACCAAGUACGCUUGCGUCAGCUUGUCUUGCUGCUGCCGGCUGUGUCUUGGGUCAGCCCUGGUCGGAGGAGAUGACGCAAGUAACUGGUUUUACGCAAACUGAGCUAGCUCCUACACUUAGACUUACGCUUUCCGCUGCUCUAGAAGAUCAGGGUGAUGGUUUUGUUGAGAAGUCUGGUAAGGUUGGCAGGAACAUCUGCAAGCUCAAGAAUGGAAUCCAGGGACUAGUUCAUGGACUUGAUCAAGGAGCCAGAGAUACUAGAGCAGGAUAAGGAGCUACUUGGACCUAGGAGCCAUUAAAAUCCGUUCAGAGCUACUUACACUUGUAAGGAACUAGGAGCUUGUUGAACCUGUUCGUAGCUAAAAGCUACUGAAAUCAGUAAGGAGCUAAUAGCUACUGAGACCAUUAAGUAGCUAAAAGCUACUGAAAUCUGUAAGAAGCCGGAAGCUACUUAUAGCAUUAAUAAGGAGCUAAGAGCUUCUUAUGUCCUGUAAGGAGCUCUAAGCUGAUUGACACUCUUUGAAACUCCUUGAACGAGUUUGUAGCUUUAAGAUCCAACGUAUGCUUUACUCGACACUUGUCUCGCCUCGUACUCAUUAGUAGAAAUAGUAGAUACUAGAUACUAGA
This is a messenger RNA of Eurytemora carolleeae, 1740 nucleotides long. RefSeq names its product cyclin-A2. Gene Ontology annotation, biological process: mitotic cell cycle phase transition; regulation of cyclin-dependent protein serine/threonine kinase activity. Gene Ontology annotation, cellular component: cytoplasm; nucleus; cyclin-dependent protein kinase holoenzyme complex. Gene Ontology annotation, molecular function: cyclin-dependent protein serine/threonine kinase regulator activity. NCBI's taxonomy places the organism in Eukaryota, Metazoa, Arthropoda, Copepoda, Calanoida, Temoridae. The transcript has 9 exons. Bases 590 to 1384 code for a protein of 264 amino acids. The record is from RefSeq and is a predicted model, not a curated record.